AAUCAGCUAUCUCCACCGCUUGAUCAUACGCUUGUGGGCCGCUGAUGAUCCUCCCGUCCCCUACCUAGUAUCCUGAACCGCCGGCUCGGACCUGAGCUGAACAAGAACUCGACUCGAGCAGAGCACGAAGCGGCAGGGCAGUAGCACCUCCGAACUUCUUCGGCAAACAUGGCAGCUGCUCCUCUGCUACUGAGGGGCGCGCCGCUCCUCCGCCUCCGACUCCACCAUCGUCUCGCUGCCCAGGCUCUUCCCCCGCCGCGCCGCCCCUGUUGUGCAGCUGCUUUCGCGACCGCUUCAUUCUCCACGGAGCCGGCCAAGCCGGAGGGGCAGGUCCCUUCCGCGGACAGCACGGCCACGGUGCUUCUGACUGCCAAGGAGCCUCCGAGGUUCCACCGGUGGGACGAUCCCGAUUACAGGAAGUGGAAGGAUAAGGAGGAGGAGAUUCUCAGAGACAUCAGGCCCAUCCUUUCCCUAGCCAAAGAUAUUCUCCAUUCGAAAAGGUAUUUGGAUGGGGAACGUCUAGCGGCUGAAGAUGAGACGGUCAUUGUUGAGAAGCUACUUUCUUAUCAUCCUCGUUGUGAUGACAAAAUUGGCUGUGGACUUGAUGGCAUUAUGGUUGAUCGGCAUCCCCAGUUUAGGCGCUCGAGGUGUCUAUUCGUUGUGAGAACUGACGGUGGGUGGAUAGACUUCUCAUACCAAAAGUGUCUCCGAGCUUAUGUUCGAGCUAAGUACCCAUCCUAUGCUGAAAGGUUCAUUAAGGAACAUUUUAAACGUGGAAGCGGUUAGUCUGUAGCACCCCCUUAUGUUUCAUAUUUGAGCUAGGAUUUUUGUAAAAUGUAAUCGGAAUGGUUCCAAUGCUUGUUUUCUGAGUUCGGUCUGAAGAAUCAUUGUAGAUUACUUGCUUUGAGGGUGACGAAUGUGAUUCGAGGAUCUUCCAAUCGGUGCAAGUCCUUGGAAGAAUUGGUUGCUAACUUCGUAGCUAGUUUGUAAGAUUUUUGAUUCAUUUGCGAAGAAGGAAGGUGAAUGAGUGAAGUGAGCUCUGUUGACUUGCAUCAUUACUUGCUGCUUAUUAAUCAAGAUUAAGAUAUGUA
Molecule: messenger RNA, 1091 nt
Organism: Punica granatum (pomegranate)
Lineage: Eukaryota; Viridiplantae; Streptophyta; Magnoliopsida; Myrtales; Lythraceae
Source: RefSeq, a predicted model, not a curated record